Perca fluviatilis (European perch) is the source of this 5774-nucleotide messenger RNA. RefSeq names its product protein kinase C epsilon type-like. Gene Ontology annotation, molecular function: ATP binding; diacylglycerol-dependent serine/threonine kinase activity. Gene Ontology annotation, biological process: protein phosphorylation. The record is from RefSeq and is a predicted model, not a curated record. The transcript is spliced from 15 exons. Bases 1215 to 3512 code for a protein of 765 amino acids. NCBI's taxonomy places the organism in Eukaryota, Metazoa, Chordata, Actinopteri, Perciformes, Percidae.
UGAGCUGCAGCUCGGCAUGGGCUUCUUUCCAGCUCCACCUGGGCGAUUAAGAAGAGCCUUGCUCAAGGGCACCUUAAAGCGUUUUUCUCCACUUUCUCCACUCAUUUAUUCACCCAGACACGUACUGGUCUGUCCCCCCCACCCCUCUCCUCUUCCCAGCCCUGCUGAUUCUAACCACCUCCCUAGUCUGGCUUGUGUCGCACUCCCCAGUCUGUCACACACCAGGCUCCGGGAAAAUCUGACGUGUUUUUCGCAUUUCCUGCACCAGAGAGAGACGGAGACAGAGCAGUGUCGGAGGGGGGGAGAGAGGCAGCCAGAGGUAUGUCCACGGGAAGUUAAGAUUUAACAGCAGUGGCUGAAACAAGGGCGUGCACCGAGGAGCAUUUACCUACCUACCCACCUACCUACCUACCUACCGCUUGAAUCGGCCCCUCCUCUCCGCCUCUGCUGCGGUUACCAACCGCUGUCUGCUCGCCGAGCUCCGGCGGCUGACAGCACUCAUCUGGAGCCUCCCACACCUAUCCUACCACACGGUGCAAUGCAACACAGGCUUCCACGGUGUCCCGCUACAGCUAACGGAGUUUUUUUAACACCUCGAAGGUAAAAAAAAUUAAAAUAAAAACAUGACAAGAGCGAGUCACAUCUGGGGGCCUUUGCUCGCUUUGUUUUUUUUUGCUAACUCCCCUGUAGCUGUUCAUGUUUCUUCCGUGCACUUCUGAGGAACGCUCCCCCCGGCUAACGGUCCUUUUCUCUGUUGCUGCAGUUUAUGUUUUGUUUUUUGUUUUUUUGUUUUUUUGGGGGGGCGAUAUUUGUAGUAUAUUCGACAAGUAGCCUAUAGACCUUUUCGAUGGAAUCCCAUUGCUAGGCAACAGCCUGGCCCCUUGUUAACUUCCUGUCAGUUGAUGUCAUUACAACUGUGAAAUGGUCCAUAGACGUUUUAAGGCAAGUUAAAAAGCUAAUGCGGACCAAAGCAUUUUUUUUAAAGAGGCGUCGCAGUUUGCGUUUUCUUCGUCACAUUCAACUGGAAGGAUUUUACAGUAUCUGCCCGGAGGACCACCGGUUGAACGGAGCCGUUAUUUCAACCGUUACAGCCACGAGGUGUUAGGAUACAUUUCUGCGAAGUGGUGGAGGAGAAAGGUGGGGUCCUUUACGUUGUAAACAAGCCACAGUUCCAGUAGGCUAAAGAAAGCGGAGGGGCCGUUACAUGCACUGCCAUGGUGAUCUUCAACGGGCAGCUGAAGAUCAAGAUCCGCGAGGCUCUGGACCUCAAACCGACGGCUCUGUCCCUGCGUCACGCCGUCGGCCCCAAGACCCAGACCUUCCUCCUGGAUACGUACAUCGCCCUGAACGUGGACGACUCCCGCGUGGGUCAGACCUCCACCAAGCAGAAGAACAACAGCCCCGCGUGGAACGAUGAGUUCACCACGGAGGUCCACGGCGGCCGCAGGAUCGAGCUGUCCGUCUUCCACGACGCUCCCAUCGGCUACGACGACUUCGUGGCCAACUGCAUCAUCCAGUUCGAGGACAUCCUGCACAACGGCGGCAAGCACUUCGAGAACUGGAUUGACCUGGAGCCAGAGGGGAAGGUCUAUGUUGUUAUUGACCUAUCAGGAUCUUCCAGUGAAGCUCCAGUGGGCUCUGCCGAGAAUGAGGAGCGCGUGUUUCGGCAGCGGAUGCGUCCCAGGAAGCGGCAGGGUGCCGUCCGCCGGAGGGUCCACCAGGUCAACGGACACAAGUUCAUGGCCACCUACCUGAGACAGCCCACCUACUGCUCCCACUGCCGGGACUUCAUCUGGGGUGUCUUAGGAAAGCAGGGCUACCAGUGUCAAGUGUGUACCUGUGUGGUCCAUAAGCGCUGCCAUGAGCUGAUCAUUACCAAGUGUGCAGGGAUGAAGAAGCAGGAGGACACAGUGGAGGAGCCGCUCGGCUCUCAGAGGUUCAGUGUCAACGUGCCGCACAAGUUCAGCAUCCACAACUUUAAAGUUCUCACCUUCUGCGACCACUGCGGCUCUCUGCUCUGGGGCCUGCUGCGACAGGGACUCCAGUGCAAAGUGUGUAAAGUGAACGUACACCGGCGCUGUGAGAGUAACGUAGCUCCUAACUGCGGCGUGGACGCCAGAGGAAUCGCUAAAGUCCUCUCUGACCUCGGAGUCACGCCAGACAAGAUCUCCAACAGCGCCCAGAGACGGAAAAAGCUUCCCCAGGGUCAGGAUCCGCAGCAGCCGUUAUCAGAGACGCCUAAGACAGAAGAGGAUCGCUCAAGGUCCGCCCCCACCUCACCGUGUGACCAGGACGUGAAGGAGCUGGAGAACAUCCGGAAGGCUCUGUCGCUGGACCACCGCGGAGCGGAGCACAAAACGCACCCGCUCUCCUCCGCCACGCCUGUCGCCGCGGUAACGGGCGACGGCGACGAGGCCGGGCGAGUCGGCAGCGUCGGAGUGGAGGGCGAGAAGGGGCGGGAGAACGGUGACGUCAAAGGUCCCGCCGCGCCGCAAAUCAAGAGGAUGAAUCUGCACGACUUUGUGUUCAUCAAAGUUCUGGGCAAAGGAAGCUUCGGAAAGGUGAUGCUGGCGGAGCUGAAGGGCAGCGACGAGGUCUACGCCGUCAAAGUGCUGAAGAAAGACGUGAUCCUGCAGGACGACGACGUGGACUGCACUAUGACCGAGAAACGGAUCCUGGCCCUGGCCAGAAAACACCCCUACCUGACACAGCUCUUCUGCUGCUUCCAGACUAAAGACCGCUUGUUCUUCGUGAUGGAGUACGUCAACGGAGGCGACCUGAUGUUUCAGAUCCAACGGUCCAGGAAGUUUGACGAGGCCAGAUCUCGUUUUUACGCGGCCGAGGUCACGUCCGCGCUGAUGUUCCUGCACCGGCACGGAGUCAUAUACAGAGACUUGAAGCUGGACAACAUACUAUUGGAUGCCGAGGGACACUGUAAGCUGGCAGACUUUGGGAUGUGCAAGGAGGGAAUCCUCGACGGUGUCAGCACCACCACCUUCUGCGGGACGCCAGAUUAUAUCGCACCUGAGAUCCUUCAGGAGCUGGACUACGGCCCGUCAGUGGACUGGUGGGCUCUGGGGGUGCUGAUGUACGAGAUGAUGGCAGGCCAGCCGCCGUUUGAAGCUGAUAACGAAGACGACCUGUUCGAGUCCAUCCUCCAUGACGACGUCCUCUACCCCGUCUGGCUCAGCAAGGAGGCAGUGUCCAUUCUCAAAGCGUUCAUGACUAAGAGUCCUAACAAGCGUCUGGGCUGCGUGGCGGCUCAGGGUCUGGAGGAGGCCAUCAAGUUCCACGUGUUCUUCAGAGAGAUCGACUGGACGCUGCUGGAGCAGAGGAAGAUCAGACCGCCUUUCAAACCUCGCAUCAAAACCAAAAGGGAUGUGAAUAACUUUGACCAGGACUUUACGCGCGAAGAACCCAACCUGACGCCGACGGAGGCCAGCAUCAUCAAGCAGAUCAACCAAGAUGAGUUUAAAGGAUUCUCCUACUUUGGAGACGAGACUGUGGCCUAGAAACACACACACACGCACACGAUUAACAACAUACACAUACGAUUACAACAACAACCAUACACCAACCACAUUUCAGAAAUCUUCAAGCAAAGAUAUAAUAUUUAAAGAGAAACACGCUCCUUCUGGAAUCAAACGUCCUGAACUUUUCCAGAUUCUGACCACUCCAGGAAUUAUACUAGACCAUCUGUAUCUCUCUUUUUUUAUGGUUUCUGUGCUCUUGUUGUUUGUCCAUUGGUGCAUAAUCCCAUCCAAAUAUAUGCUCGAGCAGCAUGUAAGCGCAGGUCAGAUACUAUGAGAAAUGCUCCUUCACUCGGACCGCAUGGAUGUCUGACGCAGGUAAAGCAGUGGACAAAACCAAACUCCGUUUGUGGUGUGUGUGUGUGUGUGUGUGUGUGUGUGUGUGUGUGUGUGUGUAAGAGAGGGAUAAUGUACAAAUGUGCAUGCACGCAUAGUCGAGAGAAAGAGUCAUUUCUGUACAUGAUGUUCUGAAUCCUGUGUCUAUCUUUGUGUCUAAAGAAUGUUUUCUUUUGUUCCCUAAACUUGUGAAUGGGAAAAAGAAAAAAAAGGUUGAACCAAUGAUUGUAUUUAAAGAAAAAAUAAGGUCUUGGAAAGUAUUUUAUUUAUUAGACAAUAAAGAGAUGUCAAAAGGACAUUUUUCGGAUGAAACUAUGAUGGAAUUAGAAGUUUUGUCAGUGCUGUGUUUUAAGUGGAACACUCAAACUGGCUCAUUAUAACUCUAAAAGACGCAACACAAAAGCGACACUUUGGCAUUUUGAAAUUUGAAUUUAGUUUGAUCUCAGCAGUUUCUUUUCUGUUAUUCGAGAGAAGAGUCAUGUGCGCUGUUUUUCCUUCUCUCUCUCCAUAUUUGAGCUUGUUAGUACAUUGAUUUGUUCCCUUUCUUCAUUAAAACCAAAUGGUACCAUUAGACAUCGGCUAACACGCCUGCGGUAACUUAGCACUGGGAGCGUCCAUUGUUGUACUGAGGCAUGCUUGCAGUGUUAACAAGCUGUUUUCCAUAUGACUUGAGACUUGACAUUGACAGUUUUCCAAUGAAGCCAAAUAACUGAAACUGAAAUCUAAAAUGUCAGAGAAGCCCUUUAAAAAAAGUCCUAUUUACUGAAACCUUUUUUGUGUGUGUGUGUGUGUGUGUGUGUGUGUGUGUGUGUGUGUGUGUUUGUGUGUGUACAGUAACUGGGGUUGGGCACCGAAACCCUGCUCCAAAUUGGAAUCGAUUCCAAAAUGCCAAGUCACACUCAUUUCAGUCCUGCUCAUCAGUUCCACCUACACAUGGCGCGCUUUCUGGACCGGACGAAGCAGCGCAGUGUGAUACAUUUUGUUCUGUUUAGGCCAAGGACGCCCAAUCUGGGGCCCAGCGGGCCAAGUUUGGUGCGUUCUCCAUCUUUGUUUUGGCCCACCAUGGCAUUUGACAUGCUCAUGCUUAUUCUCCUCUUCAUUUGAAAGUGCUGUAAAAUCCUGACCGUAAUGAUUACGAAACGUACAUUUUGUGCAGCUAAAAAGUUCUUAAUCUGAGUUUUACGGCAAUUUUAAGCACAGUGCUGGUAAACGUCCCUAUUAAAUUACAUACGUAAGUUUUAUCUACGAAGAAUUAAAAGGAUUAUGGUAUUGAAUGAAUGAAAGAAUGAAGAAAUGUAUUUCAGACAUAUCAAAAAUAAAAAAUUUAGGUAACAAAUAAGCAAAACAUUCAAUAAACAAGAAAGAUUAAUCAACAUAGACAGAAAAGGAGUAGGAAGAAGUAUACACUUAUUUAAUCCUACCCCAUUUUCCAUAUUAUUAUUAUUAUUUGUUUUUUUUCAACGUCAGCAUUUUAUUUUUGGCCUUCCAUCCAGAUCCAUAUUGGCCCUUCAUCUGAAAGAAUUUUGGCACCUCUGGUUUAGUCAGUAUGGGCUUUCCGGAGGUUAGUGUAUAGUAUAUUAACAGAGAAUGGACAGAUUAUUAUUGAGGCAUAUUAACAACAAAUAACAACAACCAAAUGACACUGUAUGAAGUUUAUUUGAUCCGUAAACUGUAUGAAGUGAAUCGUGAAUAUGUUUUUCUUCUUGUGAAUAAGGUUGCUUUCACACCUACCUCGUUUGGUCCGUUUAAAAUGAACGGGGGUCUCGGUUCACUUCCAAGUGAACUAGAGUUGUAGCCUGACAAGCCAGACCCACAUCCAGAUGUUGGGUCUGGGAACUCACCAUUGGCAGGGCUCAAUCCGAGGGGCGGGAUAAACGGUUGUCUUUCACAUUCCCUCUGCACGCAAUA